Rhagoletis pomonella (apple maggot) is the source of this 2644-nucleotide messenger RNA. RefSeq names its product ras-related protein Rab-11A-like. Gene Ontology annotation, biological process: exocytosis. Lineage: Eukaryota; Metazoa; Arthropoda; Insecta; Diptera; Tephritidae. The coding region runs from base 446 to 1087 and encodes 213 amino acids. The transcript has 5 exons. The record is from RefSeq and is a predicted model, not a curated record. Gene Ontology annotation, cellular component: recycling endosome. Gene Ontology annotation, molecular function: GTPase activity; GTP binding.
AAAGAUUUAAAGAAAUCGAAUCAAACAUUGUUAAUAGCAUUUAGUCACAAUUAAAGGGAAGCUUUUAAACAUAACUAAAGUGUAGGAGUUAUAGUGAAGCGAUAUUUUAAAGUGUAGCUUAGAAAAUUGUGUAUGCAAAGUUUUGGGCGAAUUCCAUUGGAAAUGAAGCCGCUGUAGCGACACAUACAUUAUGCAGAAGAAAGCUUUGAGAAAGAGCAAUAAAAAGAUACGCAAAUUACAUACUGAAGAAGAAACUUUCAAGUAGAAAAAAUACCACGAUAAAGAAGUUGCAAGAAGAUCGAAGAAGAAGAGUAUUGGAAAAAUAAAACAAGUGGAGUAACUGAAAAAGGAUAAUCACAGGUCACCGAAUUGCACUGCAAAAGCGAAAAGGAAAAGAGGAAAAGGCAACGCUAAAAACAGUUGGAGAAACAAUUCACAUCCAAACAUGGGCACAAGGGAGGACGAAUACGAUUAUUUAUUCAAAGUUGUGCUGAUCGGUGAUUCCGGUGUGGGCAAAAGUAAUUUACUUUCCCGCUUCACGCGCAAUGAAUUCAACUUGGAAUCGAAGUCAACAAUUGGAGUUGAAUUUGCAACACGUAGCAUAGAGGUUGAUGGUAAGACAAUUAAAGCGCAGAUAUGGGAUACGGCCGGUCAGGAGCGUUAUCGAGCCAUUACGUCUGCAUAUUAUCGCGGCGCUGUUGGUGCACUGCUCGUCUAUGACAUUGCCAAACAUUUGACCUACGAGAAUGUGGAGCGGUGGUUGCGAGAGUUGCGUGAUCAUGCCGAUCAGAAUAUUGUUAUUAUGCUGGUGGGCAAUAAGUCCGAUUUGCGGCAUUUGCGUUCCGUGCCGACAGAUGAGGCGAAACUCUUUGCUGAGCGUAAUGGGCUGAGUUUCAUUGAAACAUCUGCCUUGGAUUCGACGAACGUCGAAACUGCAUUCCAAAAUAUACUCUCAGAAAUCUAUCGUAUCGUAUCGCAGAAACAAAUCAGAGAUCCACCCGAGGGUGAUGUUAUUCGUCCAAAUGUGGAGCCCAUCGAUGUGAAGCCGACUGUUACGGCUGAUGUGCGCAAGCAGUGUUGUCAGUGACCGCCUUAUGCACGUUCUGCAUUACUUUUAAAUGUCAUCUAUGCAUAAAUAAUAACAACAACAACCAACCAAUAAAACUACAAUAAACUACUACGACCAUAGUUCCCCAAUCAAAUUCAAUCCAAAUCAAUUCCAAAUUACAGAACCUACAACCAAUUGCAACAAACAAAGCAAAGCAAAAGCAAUUAAACAGAACAAACGGUAAAAGUAAAAAAUGGUUAUUAUAAAUACAUAUUAUAUUAAAUGCAAGGAAAUAAUUGAAACAGAAAUUAGUAUAACUGCAAUGAAAUUUUUGAAAGAAAAGUAAUAAUAUACAUAUUUAACUAUAAUUUGAAAGCGUAUUUUCUUGAAAACAAACAAAAACAACAACAACAACAUAAACAGAAUGAAGUAAACAAUGAACGCCUCUCAACGCAAUCCUUAAACUUGAAAAUUUUCGCUUAAGUCUCCGCCUUCUUAAAAAGUUUUCCCUAUAAUAUAAUCCAAAACAAUCGCAAUCAAAAAAAAAAAAAAAUAAAACUACGCGUGACUGUAUUGAUGAGAACUACACAAAUAAAAUAGUUGUAUUCCCAUUCACCCAGCCAUUACCAUGACCACCGCCCCCAUUUGAUUUCAUACGCUCGCAUAUCUACUAUUGAGUUCAAUUAAGUGCGUUUUCUUAUUUAUUUAAGCAACUAUAGCUUAAUUAAAUUCAGUAAAUCAGUUCAAUAAUUUUAAAAGCAUACUUUUUAUUGAAAAGAAGAUUUUUUACUUUAAAAACAAUGAAGGAAUACCGAAAGAAUUGAAGUUUGUAAUUAUAAUUUUUUUCAUAUUCGAAGGAUAUGUAAAACUAUUGUAAAUGUUUUAGUAAAAAAUAAUUAGAAGCAACAACAAACUCAAACAAAAAAAACGAAAUUAAUUUAAAUAUUUAUAAGGGGAAACACACACAAGAGAAAACUGCAAACAAUUGAAUAUUCUGCUUUUUUAAUUAAAAAAUAAAUAAAAUACAAAAGUAAUGUUUUAUAUAUAAAAUUAUGUAUUAUGAAGUAAUCAAUACACGCUGGAAACACCAAUAACACAUACACCGCAUGCAUAAUGCAAUGGAUGUGCGUGGAGAGGAAACGUAGAGGGCUACCGGAACUACUAGCAUGCGGAGGGAAAAGCUAUUGAGAAAUUCAUUGGUGGUCCUGUACGAUUAGGAACACCAUUCAAACAGAUAUCGCUAUAUGAAAUUUUAUUGGACUGGCAUACAAGCAAGCAAGCAAGCAAUAGAGAGUGAAAGAAAGGAUCAAGAUUUUAGCGAAGCUAAGGGAAGAGAGUAAAGAAAAUGCGUAGAUGAGUUAAUACAUAAUUAAUUAACAUUGGAAAACUUAUAUGAAUUAAGCGAAGCGAAAGAAAGCGAUACAACAUCUAACAACAGCCAGUUGUAAAUUACUGAUGAUUAUAAAAUUAGUGAGAAAAAAAUACAUAUAAUUAAUCGAUUGAUUGAUUAAUGCAAUUAUAUUGUGUUUUGCUAUAUUUACCUAUGUUAAGUGUAUCUAAAUGAAUAAAAUAAAAAAUGAGAACAACAAAAAUGUA